Scheffersomyces amazonensis is the source of this 2340-nucleotide messenger RNA. RefSeq lists its product as uncharacterized. The transcript has a single exon. Lineage: Eukaryota; Fungi; Ascomycota; Pichiomycetes; Serinales; Debaryomycetaceae. Bases 1 to 2340 code for a protein of 779 amino acids. Gene Ontology annotation, molecular function: protein binding. The record is from RefSeq and is a predicted model, not a curated record.
AUGUCUUCAAAAAACUUCCUAAUAAAGAACGUGACUAUUCUUAGAUCUGACUCGGCCAAUUCUCAAAAUGGUCCGUUACAAGUAUCUCAAAAUCAUCAAUUAGCAAUAAAUACUGCAACUCAUAUAACAAUAUUUGAACCAAAAUUACCUUCAUUAAAUCAAGGAAUAACUGAUAUUCAAAAUGUUAGGAUUUUAAAUCCAAGAGAUGUAUUUCAAAUAUUUAAUAUAUUAAAUUCAGAAAUAAAGCAACUUUUACCUAUUAAAAACUUUAGUAAUUUACUGUUUGAAAAAUUAGAUGAACCAUUUACUUUCGGUAAUAUCGGUGAUCCUAUUGUUAUACAACAUCAAUGGUCUCCUAAUAGUGUUUCUAAUAGAGAUAAUUAUUUAGGUACUUUAUUCAAUACUGGAGAAUUACUUAUUUUACAAAGGCAAACUACUAAUGUCGAUAAAUAUAUUACUAAAUUUAAUAUAUUUGAUAUAUUAAUUAAAGAUUUUCAAUUACCAAUUGAUAAUGAAGGUAAUUAUGUAGUAUCAACAUUUGAACAGUUUUUAUCUUUAAAGAUUAAAACUUUUGCAUUCUCAGAAAUUGAUUCAACAUUAUGGUUAAGUUUUAUAAGUGCUGAUGGAAGUAUAUUCUUUUAUACUGAACAAGAUAAUGAAUUAAUACUUAAAUCUAAAUUAUCAACAAAUUUAGAUAUCAUUAAACAAUUAUGGUCUUCAUGGACUAUUAAAUCAUCCACUACAUAUGAAAGUCAUUUGGCAGUUGUAAAUUCAGAUAAUAGUAUUACUUAUUUUCAUUUAACAUAUGAUACAUUGGCUGAAGAAUCAAUAAUUUCAAAAUCUAAGAGUAUAUCAACACCAACAAGAUUUAGGAAUUCAUAUAAUGAAUGGGUACAGUAUAAUAAUGAUACUUAUUUAAUAAGUUCAUUUACUGGAUAUAUUCAGAUAACUAAUGUUAAUACUUUUAAAACAGUGAUUCAAAAAUUAGAAAGUCCAGCAACAGUUUCAGGAAUUGUAACUCAUAAUUCAGGAACAACUAAUCUUAAUAUUAUAGUUGCUUAUGAAUCAGGGAUCUUUGAAUCAUUUCAACUUGAUCAAAAAUCUUUAGGGUUAAGUAAAGUUAAUGUAGAUAAAUCAUUAACUCAAUAUGUGGGGAAAAGUUUACAAACAUUUCAAUUACAUAAUGCAGCAGCAGAAGAUACAGGUAAUGAUGAAACCAGUACCAGUACCAGUACUACGGUUAAAAAGGAAGAUAACAAUACAGGAAUUUCGAAUGAUAAUUUCCGACUUUAUCUUGAUCCUAAUAUUGAAGGACAAUUCAUAAUAUAUGGUAUAAAAUCAUUGGGAGGUGAUACUUUAGCAUUAUUAUAUAAAGUAAUACCUAAAAAUGUAUUAUACUAUCAAACUGAAGCACAAGGUGAUAUAGAAGUGGCAUUUAUACAAAUAGACAAUUCCCAAUCAAUUCCAACAAGUUUACAAACUAUUCGAACUCCAUUAAGUUAUUUAGUGGAAUUAUGGCUUAAUAAAUGUUCAGAAAUCCCUCUAUUGAUCAUUCCAAAAACAGGAAUUGAAGCAACUUCAUUAGAAUCUAAACUACAAGCUAUUCAUACAUAUUUAUCGGAUAUUGAAGAUUUUAAAAAUUCAAACUUUAUUAAUUUUAAUCCUGAUUUUCAACUCCAACUUAAUGAUCAGAAUUUUGAUACUGAUUUAUUGUCUAUCCUAAAUACUUCUUACAAUGGGAGUACAGAAAUAUUUCAACUUCAAGUGUUAUUGAAUUUUGAUAGAAUUGUUUUUGAUUCAUUGGCAACACUUAAUGAAGAUGAUGAUGAGCUCAAACAAUAUUUACAAAGGACAGUGGAUGAAUUAUCAUCAAUUGAAGUAUUAUUGUCUAGUCAUUUGAAAAGAAUAAUCCUUAAUUAUAUAGGUGGUCAUUCAAAUAAAUCUGAAUUUAGUGAAUUUGAUAAAUUUCUUCUUAUAAACUAUUACCAUCAAUUUGAUAAUGAUGAUCAUUUUGAAAAAAUUUUAAUUGAUCAUCAUAUAGAAGAAUCUACUAUUUCAAUAAAGACCAAAUUCUUUGAAGAAAGUUUUGAAACUUCAUUGGCAUCUAUUGAAGAAGAAACCACUAGUAAGCUUAUUACUUCUACGAGUGAUCAUAAAUGGUCUAAAUGUCAAUUAACUGGAUUCCCAUUAUUACAAUUAAAUAAUAGAAGUGAUGAAUUAAGACAAUAUAAUUAUAUUAUAAAUGAUGAUUUUACAGAAAAAGAUCAAAUAGUAAAUGAUUUAUUGAAUAGUAUACAAUAUUGUUAUAUAACUGGGAAUAGAACUUUUAAAUUAAGAUAA